GUUUCAGACUAAUAGGUGAUACAGCAUAUUUACAAAUAAAUAAAACAAUAUUUUAUGUGAACAAGCUGUAUAAAAAUAAAAAUGAUUGAUCAUUCUAGAGAUGAAUUAUAAGACUACGCACAAUUUAGUCCUUCAUUAGUUUUCUAAGAGACAGCAGCUUUCGAAAUGUCUGCUCAGGAAAAACAACCAGAGGAACAGCCGCUUAGUACUAAAGAAGUAAAAGAGGAUUUUGAGAAGAAGACCUUCUUUGAAAAACUAUGGAAACUGAAAUCGAGUAUAACAGUGGAGCCUAUACUAGCUGGGAUAGUCAUCCCCUCAAUGCUUUCAAAACUGGCAGUACAAAAUUUGAAUCUGGAUAAAGCGUGUCGUGUAAAACAAAUGUAUGGUGACUUGAUAUGCGAUGCCCUAAUAGAUAAAACCGGGAACUACUCAUAUGAAGAAAGAGAGAUCCAAAAAGUGAUUUCUGGUAUCGAGGCUUGGAAAAGUGUAAUUCAGACAGCAAUACCGACUAUUUUAGUAAUUUUUAUGGGAGCAUGGAGUGACAGGACUGGGAAUCGGAAAGUUUGUAUUCUUCUGCCUUUGUUCGGAGAGUUGUUAGUCAGUAUAAGCAACAUGGUGAGCGUCUACUUCUUUUACGAAAUUUCUGUUGAAGUGACUAUGUUCUUCGAAGGGUUCUUCCAAGCCAUCACUGGAGGAAGUGUAAUGAUAUAUUUGGGAGUUUUCAGCUACAUCAGUGAUAUUACCACAGAGGAGACCAGAACUUUUAGAGUAGGUCUGGUAAAUUUGUGUAUGACUGCAGGAGUUCCUAUAGGAACGGCUUUGAGUGGGGUGCUUCUGAAAUGGUGGGGGUAUUAUGGGAUUUUUACAGCAACUGGAUCUAUUCUCCUGCUCAUCAUUGUGUAUGCCAUUUGUUGCUUGGACAGUAACACUAAGCCUAAAGUGGACAAUGAUGAAAAGGUAAAGCCUGCCUCGAUCUCAAAUGUAGCAUCAAUGGUCAAGGAAACAGUAUUAAUGGCGUUUAAAAAACGAGAAGGAAAUUUUAGGGCCAAGAUUAUACUGACUUUGACAGUAGUAAUGAUCAUUUAUGGACCAAACCACGGUGAAAGACUUAUAGUUUACAUGUUCGUGAGGUACCGCUUACAAUGGGAUGCAAUCAAAUACAGCAUGUACUCUACUUUCAAUCUUAUCACACAUUCUAUAGGGGCCCUAUUCUCAAUCAGCGUGUUCAGCAAGAAGCUUGGCUACCACGACUCAGUGCUGUGCCUGAUCUCCAUUAUCAGCAAACUUAUCGGCUCCGUCUACAUUGCGUUUGUUCGAACUGAUUUACAAAUGUUCUUGGUGCCGAUAAUUGAGAUUCUGAAUGCAACGACGUUCACAUCUCUCAGGUCGAUGGCUUCUAAGCUGGUUCCAAGUCAUGAGAUGGGUAAAAUGAACUCUCUAUUUAGUUUGGUAGAGACGCUAGGAGCGCUGAUGUUCGACCCUACAUACACCACACUCUACUCCAAAACCUUAGAAACCUUCAGUGGGGCUGUGUUCAUAUACAGCGCCUUCAUGACGUUGCCGCCUAUAUGUAUAUUAGUAUGGAUUUUUAUUCAACACAGACGGGAUUCCAGGCAAAAGCGGCUUGAAGACAUUGUUGAAGUUGGAAAGGAAUAAAAAAUCAGAACUGUUUUGUUUUUUA
This is a messenger RNA of Ostrinia nubilalis (European corn borer), 1681 nucleotides long. Its product is annotated as proton-coupled folate transporter-like. The coding region runs from base 166 to 1656 and encodes 496 amino acids. Gene Ontology annotation, molecular function: transmembrane transporter activity. The transcript is spliced from 7 exons. Lineage: Eukaryota; Metazoa; Arthropoda; Insecta; Lepidoptera; Crambidae. Gene Ontology annotation, biological process: transmembrane transport. The record is from RefSeq and is a predicted model, not a curated record. Gene Ontology annotation, cellular component: membrane.